AUGAUCAGCCGUCCAGAUCUUGGACGUAAUCGAUCAGAUACUGUGGGUUUUGGUAAUCCAAGUCAAUUUUUUAAACACAAAGGAUUUUACGUCCUCUUAAUCGUAAUAGAAUUAACACUUCUAUAUCUACUGGUACAAAGCCAGAACUUUGGACAGUGGGAUAAGGUAGAAGAAGGUUUACUUGCUUUCCGCAGAAAGUUGCAAUCAUGUGAAUGGUGA
Molecule: messenger RNA, 219 nt
Organism: Plasmopara halstedii
Lineage: Eukaryota; Oomycota; Peronosporomycetes; Peronosporales; Peronosporaceae
Exons: 3
Coding region: 1-219 (72 amino acids)
Source: RefSeq, a predicted model, not a curated record